AUGCAUUCAAUAUUAAGCGGUUAUUCAAAUCGUGAACAAUAUUUGUACAAGAUUAUAAGAGCUUGGUGUUAUAUAGGAGAAACUGGAAGAAGAAUCAAUAAAAUUAGUGAUUAUUGUCUCAUUUUCUAUUACUGGUUAGGGAAAAUAUUAAUAGACGAACUCAAAGUCAAUUCAUUCCAGGACACAAUGGGAAGAAUCUAUAAUGCGCUUGCCACAGUGCAUCCUAUACAUGAGUGCAAGAUUAUAUAUUCUGAUAUUACCCAGGAACAAUUUAAGCAUUUGGAAAAAUUAGCCUGCUACGAUCUUGAUAAGGCUAACAUAGAGAAAGGAAUAGGGGACACAAAAUGUCAGACCUAUAGGGGCAGAUACAGACAAUGCCUGCAGAAUGUUGAGGAGGCCUAUAAUAGUAUGAAGGAAGAAUGUGCCUAUAAUAAUGAUGAGGGUUAUUGUACAAAAUUCCAGGAAAAUCUCCACAGGGACGGUCACUUCCAGAACCAGAACAACAACCACCACCACCCGAACCAGCACGACCAGAAGGUCCUAAAGAGGGUGAAGCCGUUGUUCUCCCUGCUACAGGUAGUCAGGAAGCUGCUCCAGAAGGUGCUUCCAGACAAGAUGCUUCUCCUCCACCUGGUCGAAAGGCUGCUGAAUCACCUGAUCAGAAGCAUACUGCUGCUGAGGACACGGUACAAAUUGAUCCACAGAAACCUAGAACAGAUCUCUCAUUAA
Plasmodium coatneyi is the source of this 729-nucleotide messenger RNA. Its product is annotated as KIR protein. The record is from RefSeq and is a predicted model, not a curated record. NCBI's taxonomy places the organism in Eukaryota, Apicomplexa, Aconoidasida, Haemosporida, Plasmodiidae. Bases 1 to 729 code for a protein of 242 amino acids. The transcript is spliced from 3 exons.